UCUGUUUCCUUUUAUCUUUGGACUGCAGUGGUGGAGAGCCGAGGAGGGAUCAUGGACAGCAUACAGAGAUUUUCAAACCUGCCAACGUAUCUCCCUGCGAGCUAUCACAUCUGCAAUGCUGAUAUUUUCUUCUUCCUCAAAGAAGCCAACCAGGAUAUCAUGAGGAACUCCAGUUUGCAGUCUAGGGUGGAUUCAUUCUUUAUAUACAAAGCCAAACUGCCACCUGUCCUAAACGCCACGUAUGGACCCUUUUCUGUUGAACAGGCUGUUCCCUUGGACCUCAUGCUGACUUCUGCAUCUUUUGGUUUCACAGAUAAAUUCACUUUUAAUUGGAAAUUAAAAUCUCACAUAAUCGACAGCUCAAUCUAUUCCAACAAACCUAAAAUACAAACCUUGUUCUAUAUUGCGGGGAAGGACUGGGAUGACUCUAAUUCUGCGGAGAGCUUGCCUUGUGUGAAGAUGUUUGCUUUUCUGGAGUCUAGAGAAGUUGUGGCCAGCUGUAGAUUGACAGGUCAUCUAGGAUUAUGUGUUGCGGAGCUGGAACUAUCUCCUAGCUGGUUCAGCUCCCCUCCACCCCGGGUUUCAGAGGAAACAGCCUCCAUGGAAGGGAUUACUGUGGAGCUCUUCUAUAAGAUUUAUACAGCAGAUGGGGAAUGUUCUCCAGAGGAUGCAAAGUGGGAAAACAAUAUCCAUGCAGGUCAAGAUAAUGAACAUCAGGCUUUGUCAGCUAUGGAGAGGAUUGGUAGCAUCAUUGUUUACCCAAAUCAAGACCAAUUAAAACAGUCUUCACUGAGGCUAGAUGAAAAUAUCGUUAUUCGCUUACCACUCAACCCGGUCAGAGAAGGUGAUGUUGUGACCUUCCAUAUUUCCCUGGCUGAUGACUCUCUAGCAGACCAGUUUGUAUUAAGAAUUAGGACAGCCCCAGGUGUGAAGAUCGUGGACAUCAGGGUCAGCGAUGCAGACCAGUGGGGGGUUCAAGAAGAGACGGACAGCGCGGGGACCACUGCCACGGUCACGUGUGUGCACAACGACCCCACCGCGGAGAACAGAGUGAACAUGUCCUCCUAUGAGAUCCUGCAGAUGGACUUUGAGAUCGACAACACUAGCAGCCUGGCAGGGGCCCAGCAAAUUACCUGGCAGGUGGAAUACCCUCGAGAUGACUCCCUGAGCGAACUGGUGGUCUCCGAGAUCUUUGUCAGCCGAACAAUGUUUGUGGGAAUCGUUCCUCUUGCGAUGGACACGGAAGUCCUCAACACGGCCAUUCUGACAGGCAAAACAGUGUCUGUUCCAGUCAAGGUUGUUGCUGUGCAGGAGGAUGGGUCUGUGGUCGAUGUUUCAGACUCCAUCGAGUGCAAAUCAGCGGAUGAAGACGUCAUAAAG
Apaloderma vittatum (bar-tailed trogon) is the source of this 1380-nucleotide messenger RNA. RefSeq names its product transmembrane protein 132B-like. The annotation marks the transcript as partial. The record is from RefSeq and is a predicted model, not a curated record. The transcript is spliced from 4 exons. NCBI's taxonomy places the organism in Eukaryota, Metazoa, Chordata, Aves, Trogoniformes, Trogonidae.